This is a messenger RNA of Thrips palmi, 2394 nucleotides long. RefSeq lists its product as uncharacterized. The transcript has 3 exons. Bases 1255 to 2379 code for a protein of 374 amino acids. NCBI's taxonomy places the organism in Eukaryota, Metazoa, Arthropoda, Insecta, Thysanoptera, Thripidae. The record is from RefSeq and is a predicted model, not a curated record.
CUUGCGUGUGAUCAAGGUGUGAUGUGAUGCCUACCUCAUCCGAGGGUCAGCGAUUUUGACGUGCAAGCUCUCCUUCUCCUGACUUUGAGCCAAUGCCAGAAACUCCAAAUCUAUCAAAAUGUAAUUUUCUGGGUGGUUGCCUCUAUUUGUUCCCAAAAUGAAUGUCAAGACUGCGGGAUCUCUAUCCUGCGGAAUUUGUAAAGAUGGGCCAAAGCACAAGGGAACGGAAGGAUUUGGAAGUCACUUCAGGAACUGCCAUGAUCCCCUUCAGUCCUAUCCUUGUGGCCAGCUUGAAUGUGGGAAAAAAUUCAUCACCAAAUCAUCUAUGAUCAGGCACAUUGCCACUGCUCACCUGGAUUUGUUUGAAGAUCAUGAUGGGGCUGGACCUAGUCAUGGCAAUGUGACACUGCAGCCUACUAGUCCCGGAUCCUUCUUACCAACUUUGCAGGAUUACUCUUAUGAUAAUGAUGACGAUACUUUCAGUGUGUGCUUUGAAGAGAGUGCAGCAGAAACUUCAGCAAAACAGCAGAAUGAAUCAUUGCAAGACCAGUUAAACAAUGCGGCAGUUCAAAUGCUUCUAGAUUUACGGUCCAAAGCAAGUUUAACUGGGAAGGCAAUUGAAAGGUUUGAAUCUGGCUGCAACUGUAUGAUUCAGCAGUUCUGGGGGAAGUUUAAAAGAGAUCUUGACCUCCCGCUUGAUUCUGAAAGGUUUAACCAAAGAAGAUGCAGCUGAAAUAUUGAAAGAUCUUGUUGAUGUCCAAGAUCCUUUUGAAAACUUGAAGUCUAUUGAACAACAGCUAGAUUAUUUUGAAAAGAAGUUUGGCCUUGUGAAACCCGAAGAAAAGUAUUUAGGUGACCGUUUGGACAGAAGACUGGACCCUCAAUCCAACACCUAUGUUCAAACACAAGUGACUGAGUCUUUUCAAUAUGUGCCUAUUAUUAAGACACUUAAAGCUAUCCUCUCAAAUAAGAAGAACAGAAAUAGAAUUUUCAAAGACUUAGUAAGUAAAGAUGGAGUUUUGCGGUCUUUUGUGGAUGGAUCCAAAUUCAAAGACCAUCCAUUUUUGUUGAAACACAAGAAUGUUGUGCAUAUUCUAUUAUUCUAUGAUGAGCUUGAGAUUGCAAACUCACUAGGUUCUAAAACUAUAAUUCACAAGCUUGCUUGCUUCUUUUUUCAAGUUUUAAAACCUACCUGCUGAAGCAUCAUCAGAACUUUCUUCCAUCCAUUUGUUGGCCCUUGCAUAUGCUGAUGACAUGAAAAGGCCGGGUGCUUUCAAGAAGGUUCUUGCCCCUUUUUGUACAGAUAUGAAGAAAUUGGCAUCAGAGGAAGGAGUUACUCUUGAUCUUGAUGGAGAGCCCUUUGUCCUACGGGCCAUUUUGACAAAUCUUACUGCAGACACUUUAGCUGCCCAUGAUCUCUUAGGAUUCUUGAGUGUUGGAGCAAAUUACUUUUGUCGUAGGUGUAUGGUGUCUCGAGCAGAAGUCAGAGCUAAUGCAAAUGCUGUUGGUAUUCCCAGAACCCCCGAACUUCAUGCAGCCCACCUGGAACAAGUGCAACAACGGAAGAAAUUUUCAUCAGAAUGUGGAGUUAAACGCAGUUGCCCCCUGGAUGAUAUCCCUUACUUCCAUUGUGUAGAAAACAAUGUGUUUGAUGCAUUUCAUGAUUUACUGGAAGGGGUUGUACCACUAGUAAUCAAGUUAGUCUUGCGUCAUUACAUUACCAAGAGAAAGUUUUUUAAUGUUAAAUUUUUUAACGGUCUGGUAGUAUCGUUUGAUUAUGGAUUGCCUGACUCGAAGAACAAGCCCAGUCCAAACUUUGACCUUGACAUGUUGACAUCACCAAGAGGAAAGUUGAAGCAAACAGGAUCUCAAAUGUGGUUUUUGAUGAGAGCACUGCCAUUUAUCCUCGGGGAUUUGGUGGAGGAAGGAGAUCCUCACAUGAAUUUGAUAUUUUUACUUCAAGACAUAAUGCAGAUAAUUUUCUCAUUUGAGAUUCAGAAUGGAGAUGCAGACCGUCUUGACACUUUGAUAUACAAUCAUAAUGCACUCUUCUUUACGCUGUUCAUAGAGACUCAAGAAUUGCAUGAGGAAGAGGAUGAACAAGGAUUGGAUGAGCAGGAAGUCGACGGAGCAGACAAUGAACAAGGAGUGGUUACGCAGGACGUCGAUGAAGAAGACAAUCAAAAAGAAGUGCAUGAGCAGGAAGUCGAGGGAGAAGACAGUGAGCAAGGAGUGGAUGAGGAAGAGCUUGUUGAAGAAGAAGGACUUCUUAAAGAGGAGACAGAGCAGGAACAGACAGUGGGUAAAAGUGCCAGGAAUAAAAAUAAAAAGAACAACAAGAAGAAAAAGAACAGCAAGAAGAAGAAGAAGAAAGUUUAAAAAUAUAUGUUACAA